Messenger RNA from Camponotus floridanus (Florida carpenter ant), 2274 nucleotides. RefSeq names its product protein disulfide-isomerase (gene Pdi). Gene Ontology annotation, molecular function: protein disulfide isomerase activity. Bases 218 to 1705 code for a protein of 495 amino acids. Gene Ontology annotation, cellular component: endoplasmic reticulum. The record is from RefSeq and is a predicted model, not a curated record. Gene Ontology annotation, biological process: protein folding; response to endoplasmic reticulum stress. The transcript has 8 exons. NCBI's taxonomy places the organism in Eukaryota, Metazoa, Arthropoda, Insecta, Hymenoptera, Formicidae.
CCUAUUGCUCGCCGACGCAGCGCCGCGUUCGCUCAUUCGUCGCGCGCUCCUCGUGGACGGUGUCUUCCUCGUCAUCCCGUCCUCUUCAUCGUUGCCGUCGUCGCCGACCAUCUUCGUCAACGAGACGGACCGUAUCAUUUCGACUCGGCUCUCCGAAGGGACGAGAAGCAACGAGAAGAGAGUAUCCCCGGAUCCGGAAUAGAAAAUUCCGAUCAACAUGAGGAGCUUCGUCGGCGAAUUUUGUUUCGCGGUGCUUUGCCUCACCGCGAUUUGUCUCGCCAAAGUCGAGGUCGAGGAUGGCGUCCUGGUGGUCACCAAGGACAACUUUGACAGCGUCAUCCAGGACAACGAGUUCGUGCUCCUCGAAUUUUAUGCUCCAUGGUGUGGACACUGCAAAGCUUUAGCACCUGAAUAUGCUAAAGCGGCAAAGAAACUCGAAGACAUGAAAUCAACGAUUAAAUUAGCCAAGGUAGAUGCAACGAUCGAGACGCAACUCGCCGAACAGCACAAAGUGGGAGGAUAUCCUACUAUCAAAUUUUAUCGUAAAGGAAACCUGAUGGAAUACACCGGUGCCCGUAAAGCUGAUGACAUUGUUAACUGGCUGCUCAAGAAGACUGGUCCACCUGCCAAAGAUUUGCCGACAGUCGACGAGGCAAAAGCAUUUAUCGAAACACAUAAUGUCGUUGUUGUCGGAUUCUUUAAGGACGUGACAAGUGAUGCUGCUAAAGUAUUCUUGGACGUUGCCAUUGUAGGUGAUCAUGUGUUUGGUAUUACUAGCGCCGAUGAAGUAUUCAAGGAAUAUGAGAUUGAAGAUGAAAAGAUUGUAUUGUUCAAGAAGUUUGACGAAGAAAAGACCGUCUAUGAUAAAGAAAUUACCAUUAAAGAUGUACAAAGCUUUAUUUCUAUACAUUCGUUACCUCUGGUUGUUGAAUUUAAUCAAGACACAGCGCAGAAGAUUUUCAGUGGAGACAUCAAGAGCCACUUGCUAGUUUUUCUCAGCAAGCAAGCUGGCCAUUUUGAAAAAUACAUCGAUGAAAUUCAAGAGCCGGCGAAAAAAUACCGCGGCGAGGUCCUGUUUGUGACGAUCGAUUGUGAUGAGGCUGAUCACGAACGCAUUCUCGAGUUCUUCGGUUUGAAGAAGGACAAUAUACCGACUAUGCGGAUCAUUAAGCUCGAACAAGACAUGGCAAAAUAUAAAUCCGAAAAUCCAGAGAUAUCUGCCGAAAAUAUUCUAGAAUUUGUCACUGCUUUCGUAGAUGGCAAAUUGAAGCGGCAUCUGCUUACGCAGGAUCUGCCUGAGGAUUGGGACAAGAACCCGGUUAAGGUCCUCGUCGGCACAAACUUCCAUGAAAUUGCCUUUGACAAGGAGAAGGACGUUUUCGUUGAAUUUUACGCACCUUGGUGUGGUCAUUGUCAGCAACUCGCGCCCAUUUACGAGCAACUUGGUGAGAAAUAUAAGGACAAGGACAAACUAGUCAUCGCCAAAAUGGAUAUCACCGCUAAUGAAUUGGAAGAUAUAAAGAUCAUGAAUUACCCUACGCUCAUACUAUAUAAGAAAGAGACGAAUCAGGCUGUAGAAUAUGACGGCGAGAGGACGCUCGAAAAUCUUUCCAAAUUUAUCGAAACCAACGGAGAAUAUGGUCGAGCGGAAGAGAUUGAAGAACAAGACGAAGAUGAUGACGUGCCAAGGAAGGACGAGUUGUAAACGCACAUAAUCAUUAUUAUAAGAAGUAAAAUCAACAUUAACUCGUCUCUUAUAUUUCCUGCAUCCAAUCAAUGAACUCCAUAAUUUUUCCCGCUUUACAACAAAAUAUUUCAUUUACUACGACGAUAAUUUUCAGUGGUGCAUUCUCGCACACUUAUUUUAGGAAUUUAAGUUAACGUAAAUGUGUACAAUUUAUAUAAUUAGAAAAUUAUAUAUUUACAGUUUCACACAGGGAGUUAUUGUCACAAUCUCGAGUUUAAAUGUCGAAAUGCACAGAGACAUUUUAAUUGGUAAAAAAUUUCAAUUAAAAAGUUUCAGUUAGUAAAAAGUGAAUGUAAGCAGUAAAUUACAAAAGUCUAUGGAAUAUUUGAAGUAUUUAAAAUGCGUGCGAUAAGGAAAUAUGCAUGUCUAUAUAAUUAUGCCGUUUUGUUGACUCGAUCUUUGACGUGACUAUCUCUACCCUCUGGAAACUGACAACAUUUAUAUAGUUUCGCGUAUUUAUCUUUCUAUACACACGUUCUUAUGGAAGAGUGAAUCGUUGAUCUAAGAACAAAAUUUGAAAAAUCAUG